This is a messenger RNA of Sphaeramia orbicularis (orbiculate cardinalfish), 3472 nucleotides long. It is a transcript of the gene polr1b, whose product is annotated as RNA polymerase I subunit B. The transcript has 15 exons. The record is from RefSeq and is a predicted model, not a curated record. The coding region runs from base 68 to 3472 and encodes 1134 amino acids. Gene Ontology annotation, biological process: DNA-templated transcription. Gene Ontology annotation, molecular function: DNA binding; ribonucleoside binding; DNA-directed RNA polymerase activity. Lineage: Eukaryota; Metazoa; Chordata; Actinopteri; Kurtiformes; Apogonidae. Gene Ontology annotation, cellular component: nucleus.
GGGUUGUACUUCCUGUGUCGCCAUCCACAUGUGAUAAACAAGCGUAUGUAGUCCAGGUAGAACAAGCAUGGAUUAUUCAACAAAGUGGAGUAAUUUACCUACAGCUCCGAGUCUGAAGAAUCUGACACAAGGAGGCUUCGGCGUCCUGAAGGAGACUCAACAUGGCGCCAUCCAGGAUUUAACCCAAGCCCACGUAGAGUCCUUUGACCAGGCUAUGACUGAGGGACUGAGCCGCGUCGUGCAGGCCAUUCCUCCGAUGGAGUUCAUGUUCAGAAAUGACAAGAUCAGCCUUUCAUUUGUUGACGCUGCCAUUUACAGUCCAAUGGUUUCCAAAGGGAACGUCUGCAGGGAAAUGAAAGUGUUUCCGGCUGAGUGCAGAGGACGGAGAUGUUCAUACAGAGGGAAGAUUGUGGCAGACGUUUCCUGGUCAGUCAACGGCGUUCCCAAGGGCAUCAUCAAACAGCCUCUGGGUCAGAUUCCCAUCAUGGUCAAGUCCAAGCUGUGUAACCUGUACGGCAUGUCGCCCAAAGAGCUCGUCGAGCAUCACGAAGAGGCAGAGGAAAUGGGCGGUUACUUCAUUGUGAACGGGAUAGAGAAGGUCAUCCGUAUGUUGGUGAUGCCGAGGAGGAACUACCCAAUUGCCAUGUCGAGGCCUAAGUGGAAGAGUAGAGGCCAGGGGUACACGCAAUACGGUAUCUCCAUUCGCUGUGUGAAGGAGGAGCACACGGCCAUCAACAUGAACCUCCAUUACCUGGAGAAUGGGACUGUGAUGCUCAACUUCAUCUACCAGAAAGAACUCUUCUUCCUUCCGAUAGGAUUUGCACUAAAGGCUCUUGUGGACUUCUCAGACUUCCAGAUCUACCAGGAGCUGAUCAAAGGCCACGAGGACAACUCCUUCUACAAGAGCUGUGUGUCCGAGAUGCUGCGUGUGGUCAUGGAGGAGGGCUGCAUCACCCGCAGUAAGGUGCUCAACUACCUGGGAGAACGUUUCAGGGUGAAGCUGAACCUCCCCAGCUGGUACACCAACCAGGAGUGUGCCCACUUCCUGUUCAGCGAGUGCAUCUGCAUCCACCUGAAGUCAGAUGUGGAGAAGUUCUACCUGCUGUGUCUCAUGACCAGGAAACUUUUCACGUUUGCGAAGCAGGAAUGCAUGGAGGAAAACCCUGACAGCAUCAUGUGUCAGGAGGUGCUCACCCCUGGGCAGCUCUACCUCAUGUUCAUGAAGGAGAGGUUGGCGCACUGGCUGGUGACGGUGAAACUGUCCUUGGAGAAAAGAGGGAGCAGACUGCCUGCAGAAUAUACCACUGAACAUAUGAUGAAGAUUUUCGGGAUGGGCACGGAUUUGACCAAAGCCUUUGAGUAUAUGCUCGCCACUGGAAACCUCGCCUCUAAAACCGGUCUUGGUAUGCUACAGAGCACCGGCCUCUGCGUCGUAGCCGACAAACUCAACUUCAUCCGCUACCUGUCUCACUUUCGCUGCGUGCACAGAGGAGCGGCGUUCGCCAAGAUGAGGACCACCUCGGUCCGGAAGCUGCUGCCUGAGUCCUGGGGCUUCCUGUGCCCGGUACACACUCCGGACGGUGAGCCCUGCGGACUCAUGAACCACAUGACCGCCAGCUGUGAGAUCGUGGCCCAGAGCGCCCACACCACGCCCCUGCAGGUUCUGCUCUGUUCACUGGGUGUGACUCCAGUGGAUGGUUGUCCAGGUCAGGCCUUCUCAGACUGUUACCCUGUGGUCCUGGAUGGGGCUGUAGUGGGCUGGGUGGAGGCUGAUUUGGCCCCUGUUGUGGUGGAUUCUCUGCGCAGGUUUAAGGUGCUGAAAGAGAGGAAGGUGCCCCCCUGGACCGAGAUUGUUCUGGUCCCUAAAACGGGAAAGGCCAGCUUGUACCCGGGUCUGUACCUGUUCACCACCCCCUGUCGGAUGGUCCGGCCUGUACGGAACCUGGCUCUGGGCAAAGAGGAGCUGAUCGGCACCUUCGAACAGCUUUACAUCAACGUGGGCAUCUUGGAGGAUGAGAUCGAAGCAGGAGUGACGUCGCACCAGGAGCUCUUCCCUCAUACGAUGCUCAGUGUCGUGGCCAAUUUCAUCCCGUACUCGGACCACAACCAGAGUCCCAGGAACAUGUACCAGUGUCAGAUGGGUAAACAGACCAUGGGAUUCCCUCUGCACUCAUUCAUGGAUCGAUCCGAUAAUAAACUGUAUCGGCUGCAGACGCCGCAGAGCGCGCUGGUGCGGCCUUACAUGUACGACCACUACAACCUGGACAACUACCCCAGCGGCACCAACGCCAUCGUGGCCGUCAUUUCCUACACGGGCUACGACAUGGAAGACGCCAUGAUUGUGAAUAAGUCGUCAUGGGAACGAGGUUUUGCACACGGGUGCAUCUACAAGACGGUGCUGGUGGAUCUGGCAGAAAAAGCAAAAGGAGACGACGCCAUUGUCUUCGGGACCAAACCUGGAGACCCCAAGGUCGGCGACAAACUGGACGCAGACGGACUCCCUCACAUCGGAUCCACGAUUCAGUACGGAGACCCGUUCUACAGCUACAUCAACCUCAACACUGGCCAGGCCUUCGUCAACUUCUACAAGAGCCAAGAGGCCUGUGUUGUGGACAACAUAAAGAUCUGCAGUAACGACAGCGGCUCAGGUCGCUUCAAACGCAUCUGCAUCACCGUCCGAAUUCCACGAAACCCAACCAUCGGGGACAAGUUCGCCAGCCGUCACGGACAGAAGGGCAUCCUGAGCCGCCUGUGGCCCACCGAGGACAUGCCCUUCACAGAGAGCGGCAUGACGCCCGACAUCCUGUUCAACCCCCACGGAUUCCCCUCUCGAAUGACCAUCGGGAUGCUGAUCGAGAGCAUGGCCGGUAAAUCGGCGGCGCUGCACGGCCUCAGCCACGACGCCACGCCCUUCACCUUCUCCGAGGAGACGUCUGCGCUGGAGUACUUUGGGAAGAUGCUUCGGGCCGGCGGGUACAACUACUACGGUACGGAGCGGCUCUACAGCGGCAUUAGCGGGCUGGAGCUGGAGGCGGACAUCUUCAUCGGCGUCGUCUACUAUCAGCGGCUGCGUCACAUGGUCUCAGACAAGUUCCAGGUGAGGACGACCGGAGCUCGGGACAAGGUGACCAACCAGCCGGUGGGAGGGAGGAACAUCCAGGGGGGGAUCCGUUUCGGGGAGAUGGAGCGCGACGCCCUGCUGGCCCACGGGUCCUCCUUCCUGCUUCACGAUCGCCUCUUCAACUGCUCGGAUCGCUCGAUGGCUCAGGUGUGCGUGGACUGUGGAAGCCUGCUGUCGCCUCUGCUGGAGAAACCGCCGCCGUACUGGUCAGCCAUGCGCAACCGCAAAACUGUCUGCACCCUGUGUGGAAAAAGUGACUCCAUCGGCUCCGUGUCUGUUCCUUACGUCUUCCGCUAUUUUGUGGCUGAGCUGGCAGCAAUGAAUAUAAAAGUCAAGUUAGAUGUGAAGUAA